Molecule: messenger RNA, 737 nt
Organism: Eptesicus fuscus (big brown bat)
Lineage: Eukaryota; Metazoa; Chordata; Mammalia; Chiroptera; Vespertilionidae
Gene: SOD1
Product: superoxide dismutase 1
Exons: 5
Coding region: 76-537 (153 amino acids)
Biological process (GO): removal of superoxide radicals
Cellular component (GO): nucleus; peroxisome; cytosol
Molecular function (GO): superoxide dismutase activity; copper ion binding
Source: RefSeq, a predicted model, not a curated record
GCGCCGUCGCCCGCGUCGGCGUGUCCUGCGGCGUCUCCCGUCCUCCUCGCAGUCCGCUCGGCGCGCCCGCGAGUCAUGACGACCAAGGCCGUGUGCGUGCUGCAGGGCGAGGGCGAAGUGCGGGGCACCAUCCACUUCGAGCAGAAGGGAAACGGGAAGGUCACGGUCUCGGGCUCCAUCAUGGGCCUGGCCGAGGGCGAGCACGGCUUCCACGUCCACCAGUUUGGAGACAACACACAAGGCUGUACCAGCGCUGGUCCUCACUUUAACCCGCUGUCCAAGAACCACGGCGGGCCGCAGGACGACGAGAGGCAUGUCGGGGAUCUGGGCAACGUGAUGGCGGGCCCUAACGGCGUGGCCGAGGUGCUCAUCGAAGACUCCAUGAUCAAGCUCUCAGGAGACCAUUCCAUCAUCGGCCGCACAAUGGUGGUCCACGAGAAGCGAGACGACCUGGGCAGAGGGGGCAACGACGAGAGCAAGAAGACGGGCAACGCCGGCAGCCGCCUGGCCUGCGGGGUGAUCGGGAUCGCCCAGUGAACAUCCCGGCCGCCUGCCUCCGGAUGCCCGUCUCCUAGUUGUAGAAACUUAACCGAUAAACAUUAAACACUAACCUCCACGGUGUCAUGUGUGUCUUUUUUUAAAACUGCUUUAAGUUCCUGUAACGUGACUUAUGAUCACUUGGAAGAUUUGUAUGAUUGUGUAAAUCUCAUACUCAAUUAAAAUGUCUGUUUCAACGA